Messenger RNA from Paramuricea clavata, 21974 nucleotides. The record is from the annotation of a GenBank genome assembly. NCBI's taxonomy places the organism in Eukaryota, Metazoa, Cnidaria, Anthozoa, Malacalcyonacea, Plexauridae.
AUGUUAGGUAAAACAAGUUGUGGUAUAACAAUCAAUCUUCUUCAACAUACUCCUGUCUUUACUGAUGGAACAUAUCUCAUUAUGUUGAUUGGACAUCCCAACUAUCAAGGCUAUCCUGUGUCUAAAGGUAAGACAAAACCUUUUACUAAGACAAGACUGAAAGUUUUUCCAUGCUAAGGAAAGCUUCCAACUGCCAUUAAUUCAUGUCACAGUUGUCUUUAAGUUGUGUUGUUUGUUUGUUUUGUUUUGUUUGUUUGGUUUGUGUUGUGUUGUGUUGUGUUGUGUUGUGUUGUGUUGUUUUGGUGUUGUGUUGUUUUGGUGUUGUGUUGUUUUGGUGUUGUUUUGGUGUUGUUUUGGUGAUGUUUUGGUGUUGUGUUGUUUUGGUGUUGUUUUGGUGUUGUUUUGGUGUUGUGUUGUGUUGGUGUUGGUGUUGUGUUGUUUUGGUGUUGUGUUGUUUUGGUGUUGUGUUGUGUUGUUUUGGUGUUGUGUUGUGUUGUUUUGGUGUUGUGUUGUUUUGGUGUUGUGUUGUUUUGGUGUUGUGUUGUGUUGUGUUGUUUUGGUGUUGUGUUGUGUUGUUUUGGUGUUGUGUUGGUGUUGUGUUGUUUUGGUGUUGUGUUGUGUUGUUUUGGUGUUGUGUUGUGUUGUGUUGUUUUGGUGUUGUGUUGUUUUGGUGUUGUGUUGUUUUGGUGUUGUGUUGUGUUGUUUUGGUGUUGUUCUGGUGUUGUGUUGUGUUGUUUUGGUGUUGUGUUGUGUUGUUUUGGUGUUGUGUUGUUUUGGUGUUGUGUUGUUUUGGUGUUGUGUUGUGUUGUUUUGGUGUUGUGUUGUGUUGUUUUGGUGUUGUGUUGUUUUGGUGUUGUGUUGUUUUGGUGUUGUGUUGUUUUGUUGUUGUUUUGUUGUUGUUCUUGUUGUUGCUUAUUGUUGCUGUUGUCAGUUUUGGUACAUUGCGUUUAUCAAUUUCGUUAUUUCCAGCGCCAUUCAACCGCUGUUAUUCUAUCGUGGAGGGAAAGUUUGUUAAAGACGUGAAUUUGAUCGAUGUCCCAAAAGCUGAAAACCCCAAAUGGCAAAGUGUUUCAUUGGCGAAUACUGGUAGGAAUGCAGGACGUGAAUGUAUGAAGGAUGUGUUCUAGUGAUGGCUUGCAGGAACCAUUACAGAGCAUGUUGUUGUGAAUUGUCACCUACAAUCAUGGUAUUUCCUACUUCACUAUAGGUAUAUGUUAUGAUCAUGUGAAUAAUCAAAUCUGGACAAGUAGUGAAGACUGUAUUGAAGAAUGGCUGAAUAUCGGAGCAUUGUCUUAUCAUCAUAUCGUACACAAGCUGUCGCCCAGAUCUCGAGGUGUGUUCUUUAUUUUGGCGUCUACAAGUAUGUUUAUCUUUCUGGUGGAAGAACUCGUGAGUUAUGUCCCGUUUGCAUGAGAUAGGAACAAAGCAUGAAGGGGACGAAAAUCUAAAUUCUUCAGACUACAGUCCGCAUGUGAAGCUAGAACAAGACCUCAUGUAAACGAGGCUUUAGCCUAAACAUGUUUAUAUACUAAUUAUCCAAUAUGCCAUUUUCUUUUUGAGAUACUGUAAGUAAGAAAUUUUAACUAUAUUCUUGCUAUUCAAAUCAUAAUAUUAUACUUUUCUAGACAGGUUUUCAGACGAUGAUAUGAUGAGCCCGUCAGAUUGUAUGACAGCCACUGCAUUACAAAUCAGCUUCCUAUGUUCAGCCGUACCACGUGACGUCACCAAGCCAUUGAUCUACGAUUUAACACUGGAUGAUGAGUACCAACAGCAAGUGUUAGGGAUAUUGGAUUGCGCAGUACGUCAACAAGAUCAGCGUGUCCUGCAUGCAGCGUUAAUUCUUAUACAGGUACAGUUUUCCUAACUUUAUACUGGAUAGUUCUAUCAGUUCUAAACUGUUUUUCUCAGCGGUUCCUUCAUUGGUCCAGUGUUACAACUAGAAAAACUGGAGAAAUACCCGGAGAAGUAACUGGAGAAAUCCCCUUCUCGCGCAACCCCCCUCCCCAAAUAUUUUGCACCCCUAAAAAGUUUUCCCACCCCACCGAGAGAAAUUUGCACCCCCCCCCUCAAAAAAAAAUUAAAUGCUCAUUGGGAUAAAUGACAGUAGUGUGUUUGAUUAAUUAAAUAAAACCAAAAGCAACUAGCAACUGCGCCCCCAGAUCCUUUGCUUGCUUGGCGGUGCUAUGCUUAAUGCAACUGGAACAAAACUAUAAUCAGAAACUGCAUAAUGCAGGAAUCGAAACAGAAAGAGGCGACGUAUCACCCACACGAGUUUUCUGCUUGUUCAUUCAGACAUUGUUCUCAAAAGUCUAUGGCAACAAUUCCAAAUUGGACGAUGGUAUAUUGGCGUCUAUAAGGUAGUGUCCUGUAGUUGCUUUCUUAUUCAUUAGAGAGGUUCAGAUUUGGCUACUACUGCCUCUCAUAGUAUGCAUUUGAUUGGUUAAAUGGAUAUAUCAAACGCAUCUGAUUGGUUAAUCGGAUAUAUCAAACGCAUCUGAUUGGUUAAUCGGAUAUAUCAAACGCAUCUGAUUGGUAUUGAUUGAUGGUAGCGGUAGUCAAAUGUAAACGUCUUUAUUAUCAAGUACAAUGUAACCAAUGCUCGUUUAUAUAUCUUUAUUGUAGAUUUUAGCGUAAAUAGAAAAUGUAAGUAACGCGCGUUAUAUAUAAUUGUAGGCUGUUGAUUUGGAAAGUAAUUUGUUGUGAUAUCGUGGGAUUAAGUGAGAAAGUUCGCCAGGAAGCUUGUCACACAUUGAGGUGAGCUGUUCCGGAAAUACGUCAUCUUGGCUGUAGAGCCUCGUUUUCGUUGCGCAUGAUGUAAUUAUCGGUAAAGGUCUAAUAGAACUGUACGAUUCCGUAAAUGUCUCCAUCUGUAAUAAGAUAAAGGGCUCUAAAUCCAAUAUCUCAAUUAUGAAAUGAGGCUCUACAGCCAUGACUGAAUACUUAACGGCAGUGUGUAUUGGCAAGGCUUUCGUUUGCCCGUACAUAUAAUAUUAUACACAUAGAAUAUAUUGUAGAUAAGCUAAAUAAGCUGAAUAUUGUUUUUCAGAUCGUGUUUGGGUAUUUUUUAUCCAACUCUUGCUGAACAAAGUGCUGUGAUGAUGAUACUCUUUAAUGAACGUACGUACGCUAUAAUUGCAACAUAGUGGGCUGCUUCGGUAGUUCAUCCAAUAGUUUUUAUUGACUCCAUUAUUCUUACUUACCCUAUUUGGUUUUUAUUUUCCCAACAGCGGAAGAGAACGGCAUUGUGUAUUUAAAAGACGUUCUUCUCAGAGAUUUCGCACAAGCUCUCGUGCGUGAAGGUCCAAGCAACAAUGGCUGCGUUGGAUGGUAAGUCUGCAACUUAUUGAACCUUAUUUACUGAAAACUGCUAUGCUCUUACCUAGAUGACUGAUAAACUAGUCCCAGAUUUUGAUGUGACUAGAAACAACUAAAUAUUUGUUGAACAUCCUCCAACAUCAAACUCUCAUUUUACCGCCCCAGGUUUGCCGAAGACGUAGUGUUCACAAUUAUCACUCAGUGUACUGCUGAAUCCUGCUACUUCAUAUCGCUUGCUAAAGAAGGAAAAACGAAGGAUUACCAAUUCCCUGUAAGUCGAGUUCUCUGCAAGAAGAAUAGAUACUUCUCAAGAUUGAGCGCACACGAAGCAAUAGCUUGGAAUCGAGGCUGACGAAAUGAUUCUAGUUAUAAGUUAUUAUUAAGUCAUUGCCGACCUCGAGUUCUUGCAUUAGAGAGGUCCAGAUUUGACCUCUACUACUGGUACCUUUCACUGGCUUAGUACCUCCUUGAUUGGUUAAUCUGAUAUAUCAAACACAUCUGAUUGGUUAAUAGUCCAUUAAUGGUAACGGUAGUAGAAGUCAAAUCUGAACCACUAUUGUCUCAUGCGCUACUCAAGCAAAUUCAGGAAGUGUCUGUUAUCCAAAACCUUUUACCCAACAAUUAAAUAUAAUGACAAGUAAUCACUCACGAUGUUAUUUAGUUUAUUUCCCCGUUGUUGGGUUACCUCAAAGCAAUGAUAACAAAGACUUUGGAGGAGUUAUAUCUUGGACAUGAUGCCACAUUUCGCGUAAGUGUGAUUUCUUCAUUUUCUACCAAUUUUGUGCUAUCUUAUUUCGCAGUGAUUUAAUGUCAAUAUCCUGUGGCAUUUUAGGGUGAUGUUGAAGAUCUAUUUGAAAGACUUGUCGGAGGUUUUAAAGAGGUAAGUCUUUACAAUGAACUGCAGUUUUCUACCAUAGAUAUUUGAUAUUUCAUUUUCUACCAAAAUCUGCCCAUAGAUAUUUCACGUGAUAAUUCAACUUUCUAGGUAUCCAAAGUCGUCCUCGAUGUAUUAACAAGUAUUGACACAAAGAGUACACCAGGUCUCGAAGAAACAUUGUCACUUCUUCACAAUACUACCAAGUCUUCGAUGUUUGAACAAGUUAUGCCAAUAUUUCUGACCGCUUUGUCCGGUGUUUGUAAUCUGUCAAUCUGCAAAUUGUUGGCUACGUCCAUUGUGGAGUUGACCGUUACACUCACUAAGGUAAGUUCAACACCAGCAUACGCCUACUAUACUAACGCAUAUAAGAAAUGGUUGAGGGAACUGACUUAGUAUUUAACAUUGAGUCAAUUUCCUUGAUCAUUUCUUACAAAUCCUUCAAAACUAGAAUUUACCGAUGCAAAAUUCCUACUGUGAUCACAGAAACUUUGAUAGUGUCAAUCAGGCUUUGGUAUAGAAAUUGACUAAACAACAUUAUGCUUAAUCGUUUUCUAGAUUGCAUCUCUUCACAGAAAAUUAUGUCCGCUUCGUCAUGGCAGUUCUAAGAAUCCUUCACAAGUUCGUUGUUUCCUCCAGUCGGCAGACAAAGACACUAAAAAGCCUUUUGAUAAAGUGUCUAUUCCCAAACCCUGGCUGGGACCACAGACCGUAGCCAGCAUGCAUCCUGUUUGUGAUGAAUACAAAACACAGAGGACAGUAUCGUUGUUCGGUGCGAAAACGUUGUACUUGAAAUUUGACGAGAGAUGCGCUACACAGUACGAUUAUGAUAAGGUAGUAUUGACGUUAGAUGAAAAAUUUUAGAUUGUACUCCGCAAUAUACCACACAUGUACUUAGUGGCACAGUUUGAUUUGUUCAAAGUUCAAAGUGCUUUAAUAUAAUACUGCAGUUGCAUGAAAGAAGAGUGCUUUCAGUUUGACUCUACUAAACACCAGUUUCUUUUUGUAGUAACACUUGCAAGAUCUCUAGGCAGAACCGUUUAGAACUGACAGAACUAGCAUAAAUUUAUAUAGUUUAGUUAAGGUUUCCUCCUGUUGUAACACUGGAUCAAUUAGGGAUGACUCUUACUGGACCUCUAGGGAGAACAGUUUAGAACUGAUACAGCUAUCCAGUAUAAAUAAAGUUAGUGUAGUUUAGGUUUCCUCCUGUAGUAACACUGGAUCAAUAACGGAUGACCCUUACUGGACCUCUAGGGAGAACAGUUUAGAACUGAUAGAGCUAUCCAGUAUAAAUAAAGUUAGUGUAGUUUAGGUUUCCUCUUGUAGUAACACUGGAUCAAUAACGGAUGACCCUUAUUGGAUCUCGAGGGAGAACAGUUUAGAACUGAUAGAGCUAUCCAGUUUCGAACUUUCGGAUCUAUCUUCGUUUCCAUCCAUUAGCUUGUGGUGUACGCUGGUGCUAACAGCAGUUGUCCAAAGGUUGGUGAAUAUGGUGGCAACUCGUUUGGUUAUGGUGGUCGGAGUGUGGUCAAAACAGGUUGGCCUAAAGAUCUGGUCAAGGUACAUGCAUGCGUUCAUUCAGCAUCCUAAUCGACUCACACAUGUUUAUCCCACCCAGUUCACUCACAUAUUUAAUUUAAAUACUUGGUAUAUUCUAUGCUUACAAUCCUUACAUUAUCAGAACAUUGGUAACUAGGAAUGUGAGUUAUCUGAAAUCCUGCACAGAUGUGCGUUUAGGUCUAUAACGCUAAUGUCAGAUAUUAGAAAAAAUAAUUGGAAGUAUAUUUUGUAUUCACCCUUAGUUUAACAUGAUGUGAUUUUUAGGUGAAUGGUGAUACAGUGACGUUAUGUUUGGAAGUGAAAAGCACUCGUGAACGAGCCACGCCCGACAAAGCUGUCUGGGGUUACAGUGUUAUCGUAGCUGCCGAUCAGGUAUAUGCGCGAGUUUCACUUAGCAUUAUCGUGCAGAAGAUGAUUGUCAACCAUUAUAUGUAGUAAUUUCACAGCUGUUUUCAUUAUAUGCACAAUGGUAGUAUUGUAUUUGAUGGCAAAUGAAUUGAGAGAUUUAAUUUGCCGGGUCAGUGGCUGUGAGGUUGACCACCAUGACACCAUCUGCUGUUCUGUAUGAUAUAUUUUCGUGGUUAAUUUCUGUAGGAAUAUUUCAAAGAGAAGAACAAGUGCAGCGGUGGAUUAGAUCUCUUCACAGACGUUGCUUUGGCUGGCUCGUAUUUCACCUAUAACUUACUGAACAUGAUGUACUGUGGACCACUGCCUACCGACGUUGAACUGCGUUGUUCUCAUCUGUUGAAGUCGAAACUUUUGCAAAGGUAGAGUAUAUGUACCCAACUCGUAGAGUACACCUGUUUGAACCAAGUGUACUAGGGCUCAAUAAGAGAUGAUUCUUACUGGACCUCCAGGGAGAGAAAUUUAGAACUGAUAGAGCUACCCAGUAUAAAUAAAGUUAGUUUUGGUUUCCUCCUGUAGUAACACUGGAUCAAUAAGAGAUGAUCCUUACUGGACCUCCAGGGAGAAAAAUUUAGAACUGAUAGAGCUAUCCAGUAUAAAUAAAGUUAGUUUAGUUUAGGUUUCCUCCUGUAGUAACACUGGAUCAAUAAGAGAUGACCCUUACUGGACCUCCAGGGAGAAAAAUUUAGAACUGAUAGAGCUAUCCAGUAUAAAUAAAGUUAGUUUAGUUUAGGUUUCCUCCUGUAGUAACACUGGAUCAAUAAGAGAUGACCCUUACUGGACCUCCAGGGAGAAAAAUUUAGAACUGAUAGUGCUAUCCAGUAUAAAUAAAGUUAGUUUUGGUUUCCUCCUGUAGUAACACUGGAUCAAUAAGAGAUGAUCCUUACUGGACCUCUAGGGAGAACUGCUAUAGCACUAUUGCUAUCCAGUACAAAGUUAGUCGGUGCCUUAAUCUAAAUUAUUUUGACUACUGUGUUUAGAUGUAUUUGGAAGGACAGUUUAACAAUGAUCCAAGAUUCUCCAAAAGCCACAAAAGAUUCCAACACCUCAAGCAAACUCUCAGCAAACGUGCUGGACAAGUUACGAACAUGUUGUAACAGCCAACGCCCAACACUGCGCCCGAGCAUACAAAAUGUUGUCAAACCGCUGGACAUUGAAACCGUGAUCGUAAUUGCGGCCGUGAAGCACUAUGGGCUUACAUCAUGUGUAAACAAGUUCGAACUGGCUACUGGGAAUCUUUCAAAGAAGAAGGAAUUCAGUAGUUUACUUGAUGUUGCUGAAGAAACGUUCUUCAAGGUGGAUUCUCUCGUGCGGCGGUUGCAAGCCAUGGCGGAACUCGAGAAGAAGUGGUGGCAGGAUUUGAUGGAUAUUUGUAAGGAGGAUGUUCAACCCAGUGCUGCUUUCUUUAAUGAUUAUCACCUACAAGAGGUUGGUAGUAAUUGUAGUCAGACCUGUCAUUUUCCUAAAACCUCUCCAUGGCAAUCACGUGAAAAAUUGCCGUAGAGUGCAGUAGUUCUCCAGGACAAUUUUUGCUAUUUUAUGUAAUACACGUUCUGGGUGACAGGUUGUGGCGUGAACAUUUCUGUAUUUCGUCUGCGUUCAGAGAUUGAAUGAAUGAAUAAACGAAUAACUUUAUUUAAUAUAUCUAGCUAGCUAUUUACAGCUAAAUGUGGACACAAUGGCGUACACUAGGAGGGUGGGAGAAGGGCAUUCGUGUCCAUCACAUGCAGGUGAAACGCUACAUUUUAAAGUGAAGCUUUUUUUAUUCUAGGAUAAAGCGAAAGAACUUGAGUUGCUAUGUAACCUAAAGACCAUUCAGUUUGACCCUUUGGAUCAUGAAAAAUCUGUAGGAAGAUUGAUGUAAGUGUAGUUUAAAUGCUUGGUUACAUUUGUUCCAUUCCAUGUGAAUGUGAAUUGGAUAGCGCCAGAAAUUCUUUGAAAAGCCGACCCUAACAAGGACUGCUAAAAUAUCGACCUGUAAUUUAGGUCAGAUGUUCACGACAUGAUGCACAUUGCACAGGUCCCAUUUUAACUACCUGUUCAUUCAUUGCAGACAAAUUUUGGAUUACGAAUCUCGCGCUCUCUUAUCGAGUCACCAUGACGACGAAGACAUCACCGCCGUAUUUCCGAGAACCAGUGCUUACGUCAGCUGUGUGAUAGAACGAGCAGACCUAUUGUUGAGUGUCACGAUGGUGGGGAGUAGUUGUGGUACCGCCGUGGGACGUAGUGCUUCGAAUAUUGAUGAAACGAUCACGGGGAAAGGUAAUGGACUCCUCCUAUUGUUGUGGUAAAUAUAUGAUAGUACAAUUAAAGAACUAACUCUAUGUAUAUUGGAUAGCUCUAUCAGUUCUAAAGUGUUUUCCUUCGAGGUCCUUAAAAGGCCAUCCCUUAGUGAUCCAGUGUUAUACAGGAGGAAACAUAGCUCUGUCAGUUCUAAACUGUUCUCCCUAGAAUCGUGUGUUACUACAGUAAGUACGGGCUAGUUCAUUCAGUUAUGAAGUAUUCUUCUUAAGAUCUGUUCCUUAUUGGCAAUUGCUAGAUAGUAUACUUCAAAAUAAGGUUUCCGUUUUUAUAUCAAUUUUUAAAAUAACUAAAAUAAGUUAGGGUUAGGUUAGGUUAGGGUUUAGGUUAGGGUUAGGUUGGGGUUAGGGUUAGUAUUAGGGUUAGGGUUUAGUUUUGCGUUAGGAUAGUUUUUUUCUACUUUCUUUUGAAAUGUGUUGAGUCAACCUGAUCAUUUCCCUACGUAGGGAGUUCAUCUUCAGAGCAGGAUGGCAUGGUUACUCGGUCUGUAUCGGCGCCACAUCUACAACAGCCUGUCUCCGAGCAGUUAGUUCAAGGUCUUGAGGACUUGCAGCGCUUCAGAAGAUGGGAUCAAACAUUACGUAACCUACAUAAGAUGUCACGUGCCAGUUGGAGUGAACACAGAGAGUGUCCUGUCUCGGUUGUUGAACAAAUCUUCACGUUUGUCGCAGGAAGCCCUGAUGAAGCUGUAAGGAAAUUUUGAUAUUUUAUAUUUUGACCUUUCACAGUGCACACUGGUAACUCUACUUACCGGCGUCUCCAUAAGUCUCUACUGUUCUCUUGGAUGCACUAUUAUAGCCCUGGGCACUUCAUCAUACCUUUGGGUACUUAUACCCUUGGGUACUCUGUUAUACUCUUGGGUACUCUAUUAUACCCUUGGGUAGGUUUGGUAUAUAGAGUACCCAAGUGUCUAUCGUUGUGUUUCACUAAGCAGUAUGCAGUAAAUGAUGGUCAACCUGCAGUUAUCAGAGUGAGGAAAUAAUGUUCAUUCUUUUCAUUACAGAAUAUGUAGUAGUCUUGUAUUUGGUGGCAAAAAUUUUAUAGAAUUUACUGAAUAUGCACUGUAAUUUCCUUUCACCACGAUCUGGUGCUCUACAACGCUCACUACAACCCAUCCAUGCCUGUACUGUAUUCCACACUCAACUCUAGAAUAUUCAAUUUCUUUCCUUCAGGUGUCGUGUGGGUCUUUCCUUUCCGCAGCCCGUAAGAGAUGGCGACGCGGCAAAUACCGUCAGUUGGCGAUCCUACACAUGAAUAAACUAGCGACUAUAUCCUCCACUCUGGGCGUCACUGGAAUACAUUUACUGGGCGUUGUUGUCUCCAUCAUGAGUCAAGGAACAAAGUAAGCAAAGAGUUCAACUUGUUGUUUUAGUGAGACCGUGGUUAAGUCCUGCAUUAUGAGGUUGUCUCAUUAUAAUUUCACCUCAAUCCAAUGUGGGAAGAAUGCUUCCAGUUUGACUCUACCAAACAGCGGAGGUUUCCUCUGGGUAUUCUGGAUUCCUCCUCAGGGUGUCCACGGGCCUUGAAAUCUUGGAAUGUCCUUGAAUUCCAGGACUGGAAAGUCCUUGAAAGUACUGGAAUUAAUUUCCUGAACCUCCAGCUGUGACAACAUUACUGAUUUUGAUUAAAAUUACUGAAUAAAGUGAAUUAUUUACGGCAAAUCCGUGCCAUUUUCAAAGAUUUUUUCCCAGUUCUAGGUCCUUGAAUUUACUGAAACAGGGCCUUGAAAGUCCUGGAAAAGUCCUUGAAUUUCACCUUCACCAAAGGGUGGACACCCUGCCUCCUGUACUGAUACUCGGCUAAUAAGGAAUGAUCUCUAGGCAAAAUAGUUUCCUCGAUGGAGGGAAUCACGUUCUACUGCAACAGCCCAGAUUUUCAAAAUGUCUCACUACAUCAUUCUCAGAAAAAUGAAAAACUAUUUCUUAUAAAUUCUGACCACGAAAUUUCCGAAUUAUAAGUGUCAGAAUUAAUGUCUAAAACAUGUUAAAUUCUUGCCUUCUAUCCAGAUACCUAUGUCUCAUAUCUAGCCCUUUACGGUUAGGUAGCCAGACCUAUAUUUGAUGUAAUAUACUAAGUAAAUUCUAUAGUCUUUUCUUUGGGGUACAAUUAAAUUAUUGUUGUAGACUGGAUGAGCUGGAAUGUAGUGGCAUGUUGAACGAUGUUCGUGACGAGUACGGGAUGUUGUUACGACAUAUUGUGGAUCAGUCGGUGGGCAUGCUGUCACGCCACUGUGAGAAGUUGAUCAUCCUUGCCACCACGCCUUUCACAUUGUGUGAACGUCAAGAUGUCCUACGGAGCAGUUUGAUAUUAAUGAUUAACAAACUUUGUAGUUCAAGUAAUCUGGAUACGGGAUUGUUAGAUCUCACUCAGCGGAAUUAUGCAUGGAGAAGUUUUCAAGUCUUGAUUGAUCGUCUUGUGAGUUGGGAGAGUGACACAGGUAAGGAAACGUUUAUACUUGCAAUUUUUGUUGCCAUUUUAUUGGGCUGUACAGCCUCGUUUUCGUGUAUAUGACCGAUUUUAGGACGGCAACGCGACGACCAAAACAAACUCCUUCAAAUAAAUGGUAGUGAAGAUAAUUCGUCGUAUAUUAUCAAUCGUAUGAUUUAAUACAGUCUUAGAAGUUGAAGACAUGGGCUUUAUGUUUGGGAAGAGUUCUGCUGAACCCAUUUUGAAGUUGCACUUGUUGUGGCUUGGAAUGCAGCCGUUGUAUCAAGACGUGAAAAUCUGUGAUUUGGCGUUGUAAACAGACCGAGGACAAUGUCUAAAUUAUUCAUAUAUUGUAAUUAUUCAAUUCAUUUCAAUGAUCUAUUGUAUUGGUAGCCGUUGCCGUCGCGUUGCCGUCCUAAAUCGUAAGGUCUCUAAUAGUUAAAGCCCAACAUUCCAAUCAUGAAAACGACGCUCUAUAUAGCCAAGGUGACGUAUUUCCCGGAAGCGUGCAUUAUUUAUUAGAUAACUUCUGAAAGACACAUGCACUGACCACUGUGUCAUCAACAGCCCUCGAUUAACAAUCUUGUGUUUUAUUUCAGCACAUGAUCCUGAAGAGAUCGAGUGGUCUGGUGUUGCUCGUCAAGUGGCGACGGUUCUCACCAGUUAUCUCCGAUAUCUCGAGAAUAAAGUCAGUAAACAUGAUGUUGUGACACGCGUCAGUGAUCCGUUACAUGAAGUAUUGGAACUACUGCAACGAAUAUCGGGGUAGGUGUGGUUUAAUUUACACCCCAUACAAAGCUAAACUAAGGCCAACAAAUGUGGGUUUCCGGUUUCCCGACCCUACCUAGCUUUUGGACCCCAAAAUCCCGACCCUAAACCUUUUUAUUGGAUCACACUUGUAAGUGUUUCAAAACGUUUGUGAAAAAUGAAAAUUUGAGGCAAUAUUAGGGAAAUUUAUGUUUGCAUAUUGAAGCACUGACUAAACAAAAUGGCGUCUGGUUGUUAGGAAAAUUUAAAAAAAAGUUUAAAAAAAAAUUAAAACCUACCUAAGUUUUUACAAGAGGAAAUAGGAAACCACAUAUUUUUUUUGCCUAAACUAACUUUAUUUAUACUGAAUAGCUCUAUCAUUUCCAAACUGUCCUUCGUAGACAUUCAGUAAAUGUCAUCCCUUAUUGGUUCGGUGUUUCCACGGGAAGAAAUCUAAACUAAACAGGACAGGCAUAACUGUUCCCCCCAGACGUCCAAUAAGGACCAGAGCUUAUAUAACUUGUCUAUUUGCUGAUCUUCUGCAGGAGUCAUUUAGGCGAGUGUGUUCUAUCUCAACCACACAUGAUCAAAAUUCUUCUCUCAGUUAUCACCGACCGUCAGGCCUCCCCGAAACACGUGCUCACGGCUCUAACCCUCCUGUAUUCCGCACUCCCCCUCACCGACCCUGACACUGACGUACCACUUACCUCUCCGUCCAUGGAAGCGUUGCCUGAUCGCUCAACGACCACAAACCAACGCAAGCCAUCGUAUACCGUGAUCAAGGUGUUGUUAAAUAAACUGGGGGAACUGUUGUUGCCGUAUAACACCUCCGACGACGGUGCUACAAGCUCGAAACGGCAGCGACGCUCAAAUGGUUAUGGGACCUCGGUGUUUUCUGUGUAUGUCCACAACAGAGGGGAUAUUGCGACACAUGAAAUUGUUCAGAAGGUUUUGAGGUUAUUAGUUACUGAAUUAAACUUUCUACUGGAUAGCUCUAUUAGUUCUAAACUGUUCUCCCUAGAGGUCCAGUAAGGGCACAGAGUAGAUAUAUAUACAGAGUUAUAACUAGUGUACCCAGUCUAGGGUUACUCACUAACAGGAGGAAACGUGAACUAAACUAACUUUUAUUUAUACUGGAUAGCUCUAUCAGUUCUAAACUCUUUUUCCUAAAGGUUCAGUAAGAGUCAUCUCUAAUUGAUCCAGUGUUAUUACAGGAGGAAACCUAAAGUAAACUAAUUAUCACUUAUUUACUGAGACCGAGGGAAACAGUGUGUUUUGUGGACCCGAGACCGUCGAUGUUUCCCGAGGCGAAGCCGAGCGACGGUCGAAAGUCCACAAAACACACUGCUUUCCCAAGGUCUCAGUAAAUAAGUGUUUUAUUAUAUAUCAAUAGUCAAAGAAACAACAAAUUAAAGAACAAAUGAACGUAAAGACACGAAAUAUUUUAUUGUUAAAACGUUAUAUUAAACACUGGCUACACUGCAGUUAUAAGAAGCGAAAGUUUUAAUUACGUACUAGGCAUGUCCAAAGGUCGCACCUUCACGUGAUGGCGCACGUGAUUUUUUUGUUAUUCGCCGGUGGAUAACGUAUUAUCUCCCUCUCGCGCUGUUGCGAGGGAGACAGCCUAAUUUCGUCACUCUCACGUGAUAUGCUCUCAACCAAUAAAACACUAGAAAAAUGCGACUUUGACUAUUGAUAUAUAAUAACUUUAUUUAUACUAGAUAGCUUUAUCAGUUCUAAACUGUUCUCCCUAGAGGUCCAGUAAGAGUCAUGUCUAAUUGAUCCAGUAUUACUACAGAAAGAAAUCUAAACAAACUAACUUUAUUUAUACUGGAUAGCUCUAUAAGUUUUAAACCGUUCUUCCUAGAGGUCCAGUAAAGGUCAUCCUUAAAAAGGUCCGGUAAUGUUCUUCCUUAUUGGUUCUGUGUUACUACAGGAAGAAAAUUAGUUCAGGAGGAGUAGUAGGAGAAGACAUGCAGAAUGCUAUUUUUCUUUUUGUUAAAUCAUGUUCCCCACCUUUGAAGAUCAGAAAAAGCUUUAUACUGAAAGUAUAUUUUUACUAUUUAGUUCAAGUGGACAGCCAUUUCUCUUCCAAGUUGGCUUGGGUUCCCAGAUGGAACGAGCAAUCACGCUGAAUCGUGAGCUGUCUGAACAUGGCUUUGCUGAGGUACUCACCGACAAAAUGACCACGUGUUUAAAACAGGCCACGCGAUUGGCUCAAUCUGGUAUCUGUGUGAGUAUUUCAUCACCGCAAGAUGUGAAAGGAAUGUUUGCUGAGACUACGACUGACAGUCAUACACCAGAAGCUGUUUGCCAGGAGAGAAACAAGAACUUAGUUGGGUGAGCUUUGACUGGAAAAAACGUUCUAUUUGCCGUUCUUAUUUGAGUUUUUAAGUUCAAUAAGAGCCACUUCUCGUCGGUCUAGUGUUACUACAGGAGCAAACGUAAACUAAAUUAACAUUAUUUAUACUGGAUAGCUCUAUCAGUUCUAAACUCUUUUUCCUAAAGGUUCAGUGAGGGCCAUCUCUUAUUGAUCCAGUGUUACUACAGGAGGAAACCUAAACUAAAUUAACUUUAUUUAUACUGGAUAGCUCUAUCAGUUCUAAACUGUUCUCCCUAGAGGUCCAGUAAGGAUCAUCUCUUAUUGAUCCAGUAUUACUACAAGAGGACACCUAAACUAAACUAACUUUAUUUAUACUGGAUAGCUCUAUCAGUUCUAAACUGUUCUUCCUAGAGGUCCAGUAAGGAUCAUCUCUUAUUGAUCCAGUGUUACUACAGGAGGAAACCUAAACUAAACUAACUUUAAUUAUACUGGAUAGUUCUAUCAGUUCUAAACUGUUCUUCCUAGAGGUCCAGUAAGGAUCAUCUCUUAUUGAUCCAGUAUUACUACAGGAGGAAACCUAAACUAAACUAACUUUAUUUAUACUGGAUAGCUCUAUCAGUUCUAAACUGUUCUUCCUGGAGGUCCAGUAAGAAUCAUCUCUUAUUGAUCCAGUGUUACUACAGGAGGAAACCUAAACUAAACUAACUUUAUUUAUACUGGAUAGCUCUAUCAGUUCUAAACUAUUCUCCCUAGAGGUCCACCAAGGAUUAUCACUUAUUGAACCAGUGUUACUACAGGAGGAAACCUAAACUAAACUAACUUUAUUUAUACUGGAUAGCUCUAUCAGUUCUAAACUAUUCUUCCUAGAGGUCCACCAAGGAUUAUCACUUAUUGAACCAGUGUUACUACAGGAGAAAACCUAUGAUAGGUUGGCAAGCAGGAAUUUUGUCGCGCUGAUCAGUAAAUUUCUCUAGCGAACGCAAACAAUUCUCUUCAAAUUCAUACAAAACGUGCAACAGCAGACUGUUUUAUUAUUUUCAAAGGUUGUCCAGUGUAUGGCAAAAUCGAGAAGUCGUGUUCGAUUCACACAUUUCCCCUGGAGGACGAUGAGUAUCUCACUUCGGUGGAGAUCCGAGCGGGCGCGUGGGUUGACGGGAUACGUUUUCACUCAAAUAUGAAAUCUUCAAUUUGGUUCGGUGGCCAAGGCGGGAAUUGGUACCGAAUGACGCCAUCAAACGGAGAAUGCAUUACAGGAAUUUUUGGGACUUUUGGGGACUAUCUUGGAUCACUUGGUAUACAUUUGAAAAAGAGGUAUUUGUUAUACUGGAUAGCUCUAUCAAAUUUGUCUGCGCUAUCUAGAAAUCCAUGCCUUGUUUAACCAAUAUUACUACAGGAGGAAACCUAAACUAAACUAACUUUAUUUAUACUGGAUAGUUCUAUAAGUUCUAAACUGUUCUCCCUAGAGAUCCAGUAAGGAUCAUCUCUCAUUGAUCCAGUGUUACUACAGGAGAAAACCUAAACUAAACUAACUUUAUUUAUACUGGAUAGCUCUAUCAGUUCUUAACUGUUCUCCCUAGAGGUCCAGUAAGGAUCAUCUCUCAUUGAUCCAGUGUUACUACAGGAGGAAACCUAAACUAAACUAACUUUAUUUAUACUGGAUAGCUCUAUCAGUUCUAAACUGUUCUCCCUAGAGGUCCAGUAAGAAUCAUCUCUUAUUGAUCCAGUGUUACUACAGGAGGAAACCUAAACUAAACUAACUUUAUUUAUACUGGAUAGCUCUAUCAGUUCUAAACUGUUCUUCCUAGAGGUCCAGUAAGGAUCAUCUCUUAUUGAUCCAGUGUCACUACAGGAGGAAACCUAAACUAAACUAACUUUAUUUAUACUGGAUAGCUCUAUCAGUUCUAAACUGUUCUCCCUAGAGGUCCAGUAAGGAUCAUCUCUCAUUGAUCCAGUGUUACUACAGGAGGAAACCUAAACUAAACUAACUUUAUUUAUACUGGAUAACUCUAUUAGUUCUAAACUGUUCUCCCUAGAGGUCCAGUAAAGAUCAUCUCUUAUUCACUGACCAAUGCGCUAGGCUGAAACAGUUUUUCUGAUAUAUUUAUAGCAAAUUUUCAGAGCAGUCUCGCUCAAAUUCUGCUCCUAGCAUCGAAUCUGGCAUUGGAAUUGGUUUGGUCGAAUUACGUAAAAAAGACGAACUUAUCAACUUUUGGGAAUUUGUCCAGUGCGCACCUAUAGAGUUCAGUUUGCCCGAGUCAUGGUGGGAAUCUGGGACGAGUCCUGAGGAAAUGGGUAUUAUGACCGUGGAUAUUGCUGGGAAUAUUUGUAGAUCUUGUUUUAUUGGAUAUGAAGAAUUUAUGAAGGGUGUAGGACGCUCAGCAGUGAAGCCUGAUGACAAAGUUUCGGAGAUUGAAGAAUCGGCUUAAUUAUAACUCAAUGGCGUUAAAGAGGUAAGCAUAGAUCUCCGUCGGUCAAAUCUUGAGAAUGUCAAAAAAAACAAAAUUUGUCGGAUGGCAUUUUCUGUUGCAAGCUGUCAACUGACAUGUCCAUAUAGAUCUGGAAAGGACUUUGGAAAGUCUAAUUUCCAUUGAGUACAAUGGAUAUACAGGGUAUAUAAACAAAAACGAGACCUUUAGAAAUUAAUAUAUUGUCGUUAAGCACAAUAUACAAGGUGUAUAAAAAAACGCGCAACCUAGCUCGGAAUUUCCUAAGAAAUCCACUUUGCAAUUCUUGAGCAUAAAAGAUUUUAGGCCCCUGGGAAUUGAAAUCGAAUUGCUAGUAGAUCAUAUUUUACUGUUGUUGUACUGUACUUGUAAAAUAAAAACUUAUCGAGUGUCUUUAAAUAAAUGCAUAAAUUUUGCUUUAUGCACUCGCGUGUGCAGUAAUUUUGACAGUUGUGCUAUUUUAAAUUGCCAGGCACCUGAAAUCUUUUGUCCUUAAAACAAUGUCGAUUCUUGGGAAAUUCCGAGGUUGCGUUUUUUUUUAUUUAAAAUUCACUUCAAUUGUGUCUUCGCAAUCUUGUGUUCGACAUAGUGCUUAUAGCAUUCAAAUUAUAACAAUAAGGUUAAUUUCUAAAGGUCUAGUUUUUUUUAUACACCCUGUAUUACAUCUCGCCUAACAAUGACCCAGAUAUUACACAUACCAAAAAUCAUAUGUGGCGUUAAACGCUUUUCAAUAAUAACGACACUUCAAUUUCAACGUACAACAUUUAAAAAUGAUCAAAUGUAUAUAUUAUCAAAAAGGGUCGAGAUUGCUGUAUAUUUUCUGUCAGAGAUGUCAAAAUAACGUAGUCUCUUUAAGAUUUGAGUGCAUCAUGGUCUAUCAAGAUAUGACAUGGCCUGGAAGCUUUAAGCCCUGGGCAAACUAGGAAACAUUGUUGUGGAAACAUUUGGGAUUCUCGAUGUUUCCAUGUUUGCCCACCUGUGGAAACAUUGUUGCGGAAACAAAAUUUGCUUCCCGAGAAGCAAAAAUGUUUCCUAGCAAAUUCAGAAACAUUUGAUGCUUCCCUAUGUUUCUCACUAAUGUUUCCUAGUGUUUGCCCACUCUGGGAAACAUGGCGAAACAUUGGUAGGAAACAAUGUUUCCGCAACAAUGUUUCCUAGUUUGCCCUGGGCUUAACAGAAGUCAUUGUGUAUUGUUUUUUGUCUGAGUUUAUAUUACGGAGAUUGAGCUCAUUGUAUUUUCGUAUAAUGAAGUAAUCGUCCAAUAGGGAUAGCUGAGAUGAAACGUGUGACCACGAUGAAUAAUAUUUAAUGAAGUUGAGACAAAGGAUUUGUGCACGGUGAUGUACAGUUCAACAUCAAACAAAACAAAGCUCUUCUAUUGAAGGUAUUCCAGACCAUCCUAUCUUGACAAACUACGAGUAUAUAAACCAAUUAACUACUUAAGAGUCCGGUUAAUGUAACCAUGGGAAUUUUCCUUGUUGAAAUAACCACACUAUGUUAAGUUGUUUAAAAAAGAUACUCCAAAGAACCACAAUUAUAUUACGUUUAUCCAUUUACUGUUUUCAUACCAAUAAAGAUGAGGCUUUUAGCUGUCGAAUGCUACAUUUCUUGUAUCGUUGCGAUCAAAAAUAGCCAAAUAAGAUGCGAUCUAAAAAUGCCACUCGAAAUCACAUUUUCCCACCGCUGGGAAUUGUAUGUGAAGCUAUUGUCUGAGUAUUGAAACUAUUACCCUUGUCGUCCCUUGUCCUUGAGUAAAUACGGCGCAACGUAUGUGUACAGUAAGCAUCAAGUUUCGAUAAACUUUUACUCGCAAUUUUACAUCGAAGUGGAGUGGCUAAAACACUUUACAACACUGGAAGCUUGCAGACUAAUUACGUCGCAACUACACUGUUUUCAACUUAGGACCACCUUGAAUGGAAAGGAUUUCAAGGAGUUUUUUCCCAUGGGCUAUGCACAGAGAAGCAGAACAUCCUUCUCCAACACAUGCAUGAAAAAGAAUCCUUUAUUUUGACCAAUAAAUGUGGAAAUAAGCAUUAACACGAAAACGAGGCUUAUUUCCAUGUUUAUUGAUCAAAAUCCAAAAUUGUUUUUCGCGCAUGUGUUGAAGAAGGAUGUUCUGCUUCUCUGUGCAUAGCCCGCGAGAAAAAAAACUUGAAAUCCUUUCCAUUUAAGGUGGUCCUAAGUUGAAAACAAUGUAGUUGCGACGUAAUUAUCGAAAGGGUGUAUUGGAUUGGAAGGACAUUUAAAUCCCACAGGUGGAUUCGAAUGCAAAUUGAACCGAGCACUGUAAAUCAGAUCACAUUUGAUCAUUUUUUAUCGCAAUCAUAUAAAGGUGUCAUUUUACAGCUAAAAGUCUGAUCUUUAUAAAUACGAAAAAGAAAACUUAUUGACGUAAUGAUGUAUUAGUUAAAUUAACGCACGAGUCAAAGUUGAACAAGCUUUUUUAUACACCCUGUAUAGAGCUGGCUUAGGCCCCGUUUACAUGAGACCGGGACGAAGUCAAACCGCAAUGAAAAUUGAAAUUGUCAACAUGUUUACAUGAGACCGGUACGAAAAUCACAAAAUUUCCAAUUGAUUCCAGGCAAUUUUCUUUUCUAGAUGGCUUUUGUUAGCAUGUGUUGUUCCAAUGUCAAGAUUACAGCCGAGACCGGUCUGAAAUGUAUUUGUGUUUACAUCUAUCCCAGUCUGAAUUCAUGCCGGUCUGAAGUCAGUCUGCUCGGUCCAGCAGGCGGAAUGACUUGAGACUGGUCUGAGUUAUUUUCGUCCCGGGCUCAUGUAAACAUCUAUUAUAAAUAAUACUACGACUGAAACGAAACAGUCCCGGUUUGAAUAGACCUUUCCCCUUUUAAGUGAAAUUUUGAUCUGGACAAAAAUUUCAUCACAGCUUGAAAUAUUCCAAAGUUUCGUUGCGAAAUGUUGUAAAAUGCGGAUAAUAUAGCCUUGCGAAGUUUGCCGUUUUUCAGUCAUUUUGUGUUACAAAUGGGAAAUUGAUAAUCAGUUUGAUCAUCUGAUUAUGACUGAAAAACGGCAAACUUCGCAAGGCUAUAGUAUCCGCAUUUUACAACAUUUUACAACGAAACUUCGGAAUAUUACUAAUUUUGCUAUGCUCUUUCACGCUGUGAUGACAUUUUUGUCUAGACUUGUUGAGAUCAAAAUUUUGGUUAAUUGGGGAAUGGUCCAUUUUAAAUGUGAAAAUGGCGCUGUAAAAAUAGAGAAGUUUCAAAAAUAUAUUAGCAUUUCCCUGUUUAGGGCAGUUUUUCCAAAAUCAUGAUCAUUAAGUUCUUUGUAUGUUUGCAUGGCGAUAAAACAUAUAAUAGUUUUGUUUGUGGAAACACCACGUAAAUUUAUUACUGCAAAGCUUUCGAUUCGAAUUUUUGUCCAGACUUGACUAGAUCAAAAUUUCACUUAAAAGGGGAAAGGUCUAUUCGUUCAGUCUCAUGUAAAACGCGGCCUUCGAAUGGAUGGUCUAUUCAGUAACAGUCUUCGGUGCAGUGUUUUCAAUCUCCCCGCUGUGACUCAACACCAUUCGUUCAUAAAACAGCAGAUACGCUUGCGCUUUCAAAACUCGAUCCAGGCCGACCUCGGACACAUGACUGUCGCUGAUGUAGAACCAUCGCGAGCUUGAAAGUCCCUCGUGUACAUAAGAUUCCCGUUUAUCACCCUGAGUCCACAUUUGAUCCAUAAUAUUUAAUAAUUGGGUCAAAUUUUCGAAUUUUGUUUCGAAAAGCGACGAUGGUACUGUAGGAACGCGGCAAUAAGCCGUGUAAUGACCGCUGUGUAGACUGCCUGAAUGCUCAACAAUUCCAAAUAGGGAAUAGAGGACCUUUCCUUCAGAAUCUGUUGCCAGCUAAAAAGUAUAAAAAUUUGUUCAUGUAUUACAUAUAAUAAUUAAUUAUUAAUAUAUAUAAUUAUAAUUAUUAUUAUUAUUAUUAUUAUAAAUUAAUAACUACAUAUAACAAUAUAUAUAAUCAUAUACCCAUUUUAUUCUUGUUUUUACUGUAAAUAGUACAUAUGUAGUACUCUGUGAUUCAUGUAGCCAAUUGUAAAUUACCUAAGUCAGUAGUGAGAUUUACAAUUGUAUAUAUACGUAAAAAAUUCAAUAAAGUUUUCAUUAUUAUUGAUGAGGCCAAGAGACUCGCAACAAGUUGUUCCAACAAGUCUGAUAUCGUCUGCACGUAACACGUUGUUAACAAGUUGAUGACAACAAGCUCGUAGCAACUUGUUACGAACAGCCUGUAUUAGUCUUGUUGGAACAACUUGUAGCAAGCCUGUUACCGUCAUCAACCUUGUUGUUAACAAGGUUGUUGUGAAGCCGAUAUCAGGAUGUGUUCGCACUGCUUGUUCCCAGUUGUUGUGACAAGUCUGGAACAAGUUGUUAUCACCUUGUUACAAGGUUGAUGACGGUAACAGACUUGCUACAAUUUGUUCCAACAAGACUAAUACAGGCUGUUCGUAACAAGUUGCUACGAGCUUGUUGUCAUCAACUUGUUAACAACUUGUUACGUUCAGACGAUAUCAGACUUGUUGGAACAACUUGUUGCGAGUCUGUUGGUCUCAUCAACCUUGCUACAAGAUGAUAACAACUUGUUCCAGACUUGUCAACAAACUGGGAACAAGCAGUGCGAACACAUCUGUUGACAAGCUGUAAGAUCUUUACGCGUGUAGGUAAUUAGAGAUUUAGAAUAUUUUUAAUCUAUUAUAGAACUCCUCACCUUGCUGGAUUUGUGGCAAAACGGGGCAAUGUCUAACAGCAAUGGGAAAUCGACAUGCUUUGGAAUUUUCUUUAAAGAGUAUCCGACUUGAUGGAACCUUUUCAAAUGCAGUGUGAAUAUUGGCGGAGCUUCAUUGAUGAGGAGUUGUUUCACCGCUUCGGUGUAAAUUGGCUUUCGUUUGGUCUUCUUCUCGCUUGUGGUAUCUGUAUGAAAGGUAAACAGGCUAUUAGCAGAAGUGAGAUGUACAUGGCCUUUAUUAAAGCAUAUAAAAUUCAAUUUGUGCAUGUUCAUAUUAGAAACGAGUCAGGCCACUGGCUAGGUGAGAUCUCAGCUUGCGCUAGGUGGAAUCUUGGUCAACUUGGAGUAGAAUUUUCCUUAUGAACGCUUUACUCCACGUGACCGAGAUGGACACACAAAACAGUAGUUAGAUAUUGUCAAUUUAAAUACAAUUACUGCCAUUGAUGCUGUAAAAUUGACGCCAUAUUUGUACACUUCAGACAUCAUUUUCUCUUUGGCAUACCAUCUAAAAUCUCUUCAUCCUAGCAUAAUUUUACAGACAAAGCACUAAACAUACUUUGCCGCUUGAGAACGUAUGAAAAAUUUAAAAAUUUAAUAUAGUCCUAACCAAGUGAAAAGGAUAUUCAUUAGUAUUGAGCGCGUGUUACGUAACAUACAAAAUAUCCCCCUAAUCUUUUCAAACUAAGGGACCGGUCAUUAUUUAUGCCGGGGGGUGGCACCGAAGAGAAAAGGGUUGGGUAAACUAAAUUUUGAGUGAAUAAAAGGUUGGGUAAAUGAAAAACAAAACAACUCAAGGGUUGGGUAAUAAAAAGUUAUUGUUCAAAGCAUGACUCACUUAAAUAUUGGAG